CGAGACGACGAGAAUGGAGAACAAAUAUGUUAUGCGGACAAGACCUACAAGGUGAUGUUUGCCGUUCACUGACUUGACCAGGGGAGGUUAUUUUUGUUUGGUAAACAUGCUCGCAAAUGUGAAUAAAUGCGGUGCCCCUGAGUACUGGGAAUGUAUAAAGGCCCGCUGCGAGCAAUGAUCCAAAGCACUGCAUCAGCCAUGCAGUUUCAAUUUGCCAGCACAGUACUCUUGCUUGCGUACGUCGCUAAUGGCUUGGCCGUGUCAGUCAAGCAGCCCAACGAGUUGAAUCCCGCGGCCAGUAUGCCCAAGGGAGACCCGUGCCGAAACAGGGAACCAGUACCCGGUUGCGACCCUUCGACAGACAAAUGCUGCAACAAGAUCGUUAAUAAGGGUGCACCCAUUACCAAGUCACACUCAGCAGGGCCUCAAUAGGUCGUGUUACGUAUUGACAGAUCCUGGUUUCAGAUGCCUAAUCACCUAAAACCCCUGGUUACAUCUCGCGGCUAUUCUUCUGUGCACAACCACAGCGACCGAUCUAGACCUCGUCAUCUAGAUCAUAGAACAACUCAUUCGGCAUCUUCAACAGUCG
Protomyces lactucae-debilis is the source of this 589-nucleotide messenger RNA. RefSeq lists its product as uncharacterized. The record is from RefSeq and is a predicted model, not a curated record. NCBI's taxonomy places the organism in Eukaryota, Fungi, Ascomycota, Taphrinomycetes, Taphrinales, Protomycetaceae. The transcript has 2 exons. The coding region runs from base 151 to 432 and encodes 93 amino acids.